CAGUGCUACUUCCGGUUGGCGGGGAGAGCUGCUUCCGUUUCCGCUUCCCCUGCCCUUGCUGCCGGCCGGAGGUGACAGGACCAAGAGCCGCGAUGUGGCGGAACCUGCUGAGUCUUCACCAGCUUUCCCAGAGGACCAUAAGCACUGCUUCACGCAGACAGGUUGAAAAUAAAGUUCCUGAGAUGCAGAAGCUUUUCCAGGAGGACAAUGGCAUCCCUGUGCAUCUUAAAGGUGGCGUGAAGGAUGCUCUCCUGUACAGACUGACCAUGGGCAUGUCGGUGUUUGGAGUAGCCUAUGUUCUUUACAAGCUGGUUGACAUCUCAAUGCCCAAGAAGCAGAACUGAUUCCAAGAUGCCUCUGUGACUUUCACCUCUUCAUCCAGUUCCAAGUGGCGGUUAUGGUGCUUACUUGGUAUAAGCAGCUGGCAUCAUGCUUGGAAUCAUAAUUUAAUUGUCAUGUGUUAACUGCCAUCAAUAAAGCAGUUCUUAACGUUGAA
Pogoniulus pusillus (Red-fronted tinkerbird) is the source of this 496-nucleotide messenger RNA. RefSeq names its product cytochrome c oxidase subunit 7A2, mitochondrial. The record is from RefSeq and is a predicted model, not a curated record. NCBI's taxonomy places the organism in Eukaryota, Metazoa, Chordata, Aves, Piciformes, Lybiidae. Bases 93 to 344 code for a protein of 83 amino acids. Gene Ontology annotation, biological process: mitochondrial electron transport, cytochrome c to oxygen; regulation of oxidative phosphorylation; mitochondrial respirasome assembly. The transcript is spliced from 4 exons.